AUGUCUGAUGAAUUAGAGGCUAGGAUGUGGGAUGAGGGAGGCUCUAGAUAUGAGUCUCGGGGUCGUGGGGCAUACUACGAGUCAGCCUUCGCCUCUUCAGAGCAUUUGGACAGGGCCCCUUUGUUAUCAGAGGAGAGUUACACGGAAGUACCUGUGACAUCGCCGGUAGAUAAUGACGAUCACUGUCACUGGACGAGGCCAGAGCCCCCAAGCGCUGUUCCACAGCUUCUCAUUGCACUUAUACUGUGUGCUAUUUUUAUGAUAUGCGAGCUAGUAGGCGGUUAUCUAGCGGGCAGUCUGUCGGUGAUGAGCGAUGCCGCCCACAUGUUAAGUGAUUGUGGGGGGUUUGCUCUGGCGUUACUGGCCUUCAGAUGUGCCUCGAGACCCCCCACGGCUCGUAUGUCCUACGGUUACAGAAGAGCUGAGGUGCUGGGCGCAAUGGCGUCAGUGCUCCUUAUAUGGGCAUUGACGGGUGUGUUCGUGUACGUCGCCGCGCUGCGCAUACACACGGGCGACUACAACAUCGAGCCCGACAUGAUGAUGGUGGUGUCUGGCUGUGGAGUGGUGUUCAACAUUAUCCUGGCUUUAGUACUACAUGGGUGCGCUUCCGAUAUAGCCCACCACCACACACACGGUGGGGCAGCGUGCACCCACGCCUCGGAACCGCCUCGUAGGUUCCGCUUCUUCAGAAGGGAACAGAAGCAAAGCAACGGGGCUUUGGUCAAUGGGGACUACACCAUGAAGGACCUGUCGAGCACUGAGGCUCGUGUGACGGGGUCCACUGCCAGAAAUAUAAACCUCCGUGCAGCCCUCGUCCAUGUGAUUGGAGAUCUCAUACAGAGUUGUGGUGUACUGCUCGCCGCCGUACUUAUUAAAAUUUAUCCGCAGGCGAAGGUGAUCGACCCGAUCUGCACGUUCGUGUUCAGCGUGCUGGUGCUGGCCACGUCCGCGCGCGUCGUGCGCGACGCGCUGCUCAUGCUCAUGCAGGCCGUGCCCAGCGACUUCAAAUACCGCGAGUGCGUGGCGGCGCUGGCGGCGGUGCCGGGCGUGCGGGACGUGCACUCGGUGCACGCGUGGGCGCUGAGCUCGCAGCACACCGUGCUGUCGGCGCACGUCGCCAUCGACGAGCUGGCGGACUGGGAGCGCGUGCUGCGCGCGUGCCGCCGCGAGGCGCGCCGUCGCGCCGCCGCCGCCACGCUGCAGGUGGAGCGCUACAGCGCCGCGUCGCGCGCCUGCGCCGCUUGCCGCCAGCCCGCCGCGCCGCCG
Messenger RNA from Brenthis ino (lesser marbled fritillary), 1266 nucleotides. Lineage: Eukaryota; Metazoa; Arthropoda; Insecta; Lepidoptera; Nymphalidae. The record is from the annotation of a GenBank genome assembly.